Molecule: messenger RNA, 7953 nt
Organism: Triplophysa rosa
Lineage: Eukaryota; Metazoa; Chordata; Actinopteri; Cypriniformes; Nemacheilidae
Gene: celf1
Product: cugbp, Elav-like family member 1
Exons: 16
Coding region: 232-1869 (545 amino acids)
Biological process (GO): mRNA splice site recognition; regulation of alternative mRNA splicing, via spliceosome
Cellular component (GO): cytoplasm; ribonucleoprotein complex; nucleus
Molecular function (GO): mRNA 3'-UTR binding
Source: RefSeq, a predicted model, not a curated record
AGGAAAGACAGCCAUUUUGCACCGUCCCUCUUCCACCCAGAAAGUAGGUUGUCGUGGGAAGACGUAAUCAGAGAAAACGAACAACUCAUAAAUCCCACUAAACCAUUCCCUUUCGUCAGCAUACCAUACCUACUUAAUUCCCACCGUUUGACAAAGGGUGCAUCGAGGAUUGGCGGGAGCAACAUUUCAGAAAAGCAAGGCUACAGAAGAGGCGUUUGACAAAGGCACUGGAUGGAUAGCAUCGACGCUGAAGCCCUCUACCUGACCACAGCGCAGCACGGGCAACCUCAAUGCGAGCUUUCCCUUCCUGCUGUGGAAGUACCUGCCCUUGGCGGAACCAAGAUGAACGGGUCCCUGGACCACCCGGACCAGCCCGACAUUGAUGCUAUCAAAAUGUUUGUGGGUCAGAUCCCUCGGAUGUGGUCUGAGGAUCAGCUGCGCGAGUUGUUUGAGCCCUACGGUGCAGUGUAUGAAAUCAAUAUUCUUAGAGACAGGAGUCAAAACCCGCCACAGAGUAAAGGUUGUUGUUUUGUCACAUAUUAUUCCCGUAAAUCUGCGUUAGAAGCACAAAAUGCCCUUCACAACAUGAAGAUUCUUCCAGGGAUGCAUCAUCCUAUUCAGAUGAAGCCUGCAGACAGUGAGAAAAACAACGCUAUAGAAGACCGAAAGCUGUUUAUUGGAAUGGUUUCAAAGAAGUGCAACGAGAACGACAUCAGGCUCAUGUUUUCUCCUUACGGUCAAAUUGAGGAGUGCCGCAUACUCCGAGGCCCUGAUGGACUGAGCCGUGGCUGUGCCUUCAUCACAUUCACUGCGAGACAGAUGGCACAGUCUGCCAUCAAAUCCAUGCACCAGGCACAGACCAUGGAGGGCUGCUCUUCUCCUGUUGUUGUGAAGUUUGCCGACACACAGAAGGAUAAAGAACAGAAACGCAUCGCUCAGCAGCUGCAGCAACAGAUGCAACAGCUCAACGCUGCCUCCAUGUGGGGAAACCUCACAGGACUGAACUCACUGGGUCCACAGUACCUUGCACUUUAUUUGCAGCUUCUUCAACAGUCUGCAUCUUCUGGAAAUGCGCUCAACAAUCUCCAUCCAAUGUCAGGUUUGAAUGCCAUGCAGAAUCUGGCUGCAUUAGCAGCAGCUGCGAGCGCUACACAGGUGACCCCCACAGGUAGCAGCGCUCUGACCACCUCUAGCUCUCCCCUCAGCGUCCUCACCAGCUCAGGUACGCCCUCUGGACAGCACGCUCAAUCUGCCUGGGACGCCUUCAAGGCGGGUUCCUCUCCCACCUCCAGUACUAGCUCUUCUGUGAACCCCAUGGCGUCUUUAGGUGCUCUUCAGUCUUUUGCUGCUGGUGCUGGAGCGGGUCUCAACAUGAGCUCACUAGCAAGUAUGGCUGCUCUGAAUGGUGGUCUGGGCAGUGGGGGUCUCUCGAACGGCUCUGGUAGUACAAUGGAGGCUUUGACCCAGGCAGCCUAUUCUGGGAUCCAGCAGUACGCAGCUGCCGCUCUGCCCAGCCUCUACAGCCAGAGUUUACUGUCCCAGCAGAACGUCAGUGCAGCUGGAAGCCAGAAGGAAGCCAGUCACAAUCAGAGCGCGGGCCCCGAAGGAGCAAAUUUGUUCAUCUACCACCUGCCACAAGAAUUUGGUGAUCAGGAUUUAUUGCAGAUGUUUAUGCCUUUCGGCAAUGUUAUCUCAGCCAAGGUCUUCAUUGACAAACAGACCAAUCUUAGCAAGUGUUUCGGCUUUGUAAGUUAUGACAAUCCAGUUUCAUCCCAGGCGGCCAUUCAGUCAAUGAAUGGUUUUCAAAUUGGAAUGAAGCGUCUGAAGGUGCAACUUAAACGAUCCAAAAAUGACAGCAAGCCAUACUGAGUGAUUUCACUCUUAAAUGGACUUGCUUUGAAAAUGUUUUUCUGGUAAGUGGAGUGUGAUGUUGGAAAAAUAGAAUGACCCCCACCUUAACCCCCUCUCCCCACCUAAUGCUUCUACUUCUGGCCUUCCCUACAUAUUUUCUCUUUUAACCUUAAAAACAGAAAACAUGCAAAUUGUUAACAUUUUUAGAAUUUGUUUCAAAAUGGCUUGUUUUUUUACAUUUAAAUAUGAUUGUUUUGUCUCUUAAUUUUUUUCUGGUGCCAUAUUACGAGUUUGCUGUGUAUAAAUCUUCGUCAAAGGUUGUUGCACAAUGAAAGCCAGCCUGUGUGACCGCUUUCAGUCCCCUAGACUGUUGAUCAGCACAGUCAGACCCCUGUAGGUGUUCUGUGUUUACACUAGACUCUUGUAGUACAUUCGGACCGUGUAAUGCUGAUGCCUCCUACGAAGCUGCCUUUCUAGAAAAUGGAGGUUUGCUGCAUCGGUGCAAAAGAUAAUCAGUCACCUGAAUAUUGUUUGGAGCAUCUGGAAGGUCGGGCCGCUCUCCACUAGGAUGCCUUUUUAUUUAAUUCAUUUAUUUAUUUCACUAAUUUAUUUAUUUAUUUUUAAAAAUGUAUCUGUGUCUUCACUAUGGGGUUAUUAUAACGUUUGCUUCAAAGCCUGGUUUGUUUUAUUUUGUUCUGCUGGAGGGCUCAGAUGGCAACAAUAAUGAUGCUGUUGUUUGUUGGUUUUGUUCACAUUCAUAUUUCACGUUUUAAAGGGACAAGCACUACAGUGUAAAAUAUCAUAUGUUAUUAUGGAGAACGGUGGGUCAGUAUUGGUAGUUUGCUGGAGAUGCUACACUUACUCUCAGGACAUUUUCACCUUUCUGUCAGACCAAAACUUUGCCCGUCAUUCUACUCUUUAAACUCACCUGGUAUAGUUGUCAAAUAUUAAUGAAAUAACUGAUGGAGUGCUUCAUCUUUCUCAUAGCUUUUCUUAAAGCCUCAAACACAAUCAGAACCUUCUUUUUGACUCAAGAUUUGUAUCCUUCGAAAAUCCUUUUUGUCAAAUGCUGAGUCACAUGGUAGCACAUGGGAUUUAAAAUGACAUUCGUAUAAAGAUGUUUUUUUGAGUAAUCCUCAAGACACACAAACCUAUUUGGGUGAUUUUUAUUUUGGUUGUCAUUUAUAUGUUACGCGUCAAUUCCGGAGGUUGGUGUUGAAGCUUUUAGCAAUAUUUCCAUCUUGGGGAAAAGGUGAGAUAUUUAGUGAAUUUUGAAAAGAUGUAGCCAAGAACAGAAAUAAGCAGGUUUACUAAUACUUAAGUCAUUGCCAAUUAAUAAUUCACAAUAAUUUAAAGAAGACUAGUUUAAUUUAUGUGGAAAGUGUUCAAGAUUUUUCUCAGUGUUGCAGGUUGUUUCCUUUAGCCAUUUACUUGGUAUAUUGAGACAAACCCUGCAAUCCUGAGACACUCGUCAGUUUAAAGAGUGUAUGAGUUGCUCCUUGCAGCUCAGAUUAGUUGAUGGCAGUCAAUCUGAGUCCUGCAGGAUCGUAUGGUGAAGAGUGUUUUAUGGAAGUGGAGGAGAAAACAUUCUCCAGAUAGUGUAUAUUACGUAACUAUUAUGCCUUUUCUAUUUUUAUAGAGGUUUUAUAAUAUUGCCUAAAUAUUUCUCUGAAUUAAAACAGUUGUUUAAAAAAAUCACUCAAAACAUUCAACAGUGUUUUUGUAGAAUCCAAAUGUGAAGUUUUGUGAAUACAUUUACAGAUUGUUUGAACAACUGAUGUGUGGCCCUUUCCGCUAGAUGUAGUUUAUUGUCUGUUUAGUCCAAAUUGAAUGAUGAACUGCCCAGGUGUAGCUGGGAUGUUUUUAAAGGUCUGACAGAGAUUCACGGUUCAAUCUAAAGUUAUUACUUGGAGAUGGUGCACAACUUAAAUUCAAAGUACAUCUUACAUUUAUGUAAAGAGAUGCUGGAAAGUGCUUUAUCGCAUUUGAUUUCCUCAAAACACAAGGCACGAUUUGUGAAAACUGUAUUAGACAAUUGUCUUAGAUGUUUACCUGACUGUUGUUUGACACGCUUGUAUUAUUAAUUAAGUGCUUUCUUUUUCUCUCAAAUAUUUGCACUUUUGUUCCGUCAGUAAUUAUGGACAAAUUUUGGAAAUUGGGACAUUUGAGUUGUACCAAAUCACCAAGCAGUACGGUGGUGACAUAGAUCUGUGAAUUUUUGUUUUCAUCCAUUAGAGUUUUUAGUCAAGUUUUAGACUGAACCCAGGUGUUUAGCCACUGUUGAGAUGUUUAGAUGCUAGUCCAGGGAAUGCCAAAUCCCUGAUCUGUGCCUCUGUUCAAAUAAUGUACUUACAUGAGAAAAAAAAAACAUUUGGUAGAAGGAAAAUGAGAAACCCUUGGACGUGUCCAAGCGCACCACGAAUCACCAUUUUGAAAAAUCCAAAGAUUCUUGUGAACUUGUAAUAGGCAGGGAUUUUUGUUUAUUAGGCAGAAUCUUUUCAUGGUUUUGUUACAUUUUAUCCAGAGCAGAAUGGCUGGCGUUUGUGUAAAGGUCUGCUGAUUUGUGCGCCUUAAAACAGCUCACAAGUGCAGAGUAGUUCCACUCUAAUGUUCCAAACACAUCGAGUCUUAAAUUGCUGUAUACAUUUAUUAUAAUACUCUGUUGUUCUCUCUCUGUUCCAUCAUGUUUAUCCGGUUCUUGUCCUUCACAAAGUUAAAUGUAUUGGAAUUGUAUCCAUUUGAGUUACCCAUGGCAGACGUGUUUGUGACUACUAAUCAGUAUGAGCAGCUCCAAAUAUGCAUUAUUCCAUAGUCCCACACAAUUCAAGUUGAAGCACAAAAUAAAAUGACUUUCAGUCAAAGAGUUGAAAUAUUGAAGCACAAUUUCUUUCCUGUUUCUCGUUCUUUCCUUUUUGGUCUAAAAUGAAAAAUGUGGUAGUGAGAAUUUUUAAAUGUUGUUGAUGAGUGUUCAUUUUAUUUCAGAUGCUUUUGCUCUGAGGUGUUUUUCUUUUUUGAAACAACAUCAGUAUUCAGUUGUGUAGUAGCUGUAUUAGACAGGCUGUUUUGUGUCCCCUGGUGGUGUUUAAUGUUAUUCCCCUCUGUUCACUAUUGGCAUGGUGCUUCCCUCUCCCUCCUCCUUCCCUCUUCAUUGUUUCCUGUGUUGCAUUCAGUGUUUUGUGUUUAGAUGAUAUGCACCUUUAAAAGUCCCUCCCCAUGCAAAAAAUAAUCAUUCAUGAUUUUCUUUUUCAUCCCUCUCCUUUUUCCGUUGUGCUUUAACCUAGGUUUGUUAUUCGUUUUUUGUUUUUAUUCUAGAUAUCUUCGUGCCCGUUUGUCAUCGUUUGCCUAGCAUGUUGAUGUGACGUCAAAAGUUCAUCGUCCAGUCCGUUGUCCUCUUCGCUUCUCUGGCGCUUGAAAUUUCACACUUGACCUUUUUUGUUAACUUUUGACGCUGUUGAUUACUUAUUUUGUUUGUUCCUUUGUGUGAUGUUCAUUUCUGUCAUUUGUGCUGCCAAUAGGGAGCGUUAGAAAGACUGCUUACGUGUAAAAAGUUUCAUGAAAAUCGUUCAGAGCAAAAAGAGUCUAUUUUUCUAGAACGUACAAAAAUAACCACUAGAUUUUUGCAGAAGCUUUUAAUUUUCCUUGUUUAAUUUGUUUUUCUUGAUCAAUUUUUUAUUGUUUUAAAGCGGUCUUCCUAACGCUUCAAAUUGUACUCCUUUUUGAUUUUUUUUUUCUCAAAGCAGCCAUUGUUUAUAGAAUCACUGUUGUGUGUUCAAGUGUGGGUGUGUUUCCCUCUUUCUCUCACUUGUUAGUUCUAAACCUUUUUAGAGGAUGUUUUUGUCACAUUUUGCUGAAAUCGAGGAUAAGCUUUGUAAUUUUGUGUUAGGUUAGUUGGCAUGAUGUAAUUUUGGGAGUUUCUAUUAACAGAGUGACAUUACAAUAGACACUUGAAUUGCCUUUUUUCUUUGUGUGUCGAGCCAAUACAGGCACAUGUUUUUUAUUUCCUUAUUGUGUGAAAAUCAGGAUUAGUCUGAAAUAAAAUGCAUAGAAUAAGCAGAGUUGAAUUUCUUAUCACAGGUAAAUAUUAAGCAUGCAUGUUUUUUGUAAGUGCACUGAAAUCCUCGGCAAAAUGUGAUUUAGUUUUGUUUAAAAAAAAGUUCAGAUGAAUAAAGUGGUGCCAAAAGUUUUGCAUGUUGAUGUUGGUUACAUUAUCGGUAUGUUUCAUGUCAUGCUAUUAUGACACGUGUUCUACGUUCAGAGAAAGACAUGACCGUGUGUUUUGGUUUAAAGUGGGCAUUUAAAAUGUGUUCUUAAAAUUAGAGGUUUUCAAAUGAGUCAUCACAUGAAAUAAGUGAUCAUGCAUACAACAGUGAACUUAUUCUUUUAAGAUGUAUUGUUUGGUUGAGCAUUUGUUACAAUCAUACAUCGGUUUUACACUUUUUUUGUUUUGUUUUGUUUUUUUGUUUAUCAUUUGACACUUGUGUUUGUUGUGAUCAAAAGUUGUGGGCUGGGUAGUAGCGCUCAACUGCAGCUGAGGGGGCAGCCUUUUAAUAUCCAUGUUUCCAUUAAUGAAGCGCUACAUUUAGGUUUCUUCACCCCCUUCAUUUUAUUUUAUGCAGACAGACUUAUAAUUGGGAUUGAGGUGGUUGAUGUUUUCUAUCUAGAAUUUUAAGCUGCUGUUUUGUGAGUUUAAAUGUACUCUGAUUUCCUGUGGGAUGUUUGUCAUUAUUGGUACAGAGUGAUUGUAUUUAACAUUUAAGAUUUGUACAGAUUUUUCUUUUUCUACUUAAGAUCUUCUGUUUCACAAUGUAAAUCCCAUUAGGUAGAGCAUGUAGACCAUAACACAUGACCAAACAUCAACCAAAAAAAAUAGUGUCCACAAAACAGCCUUUAAAUUAAAAUUUUAGUUUUUUGUCAUUUAAGUUGUGUGGUUUUCAUGGAAAGUGUAGAGAGUGCUGAAUUUCUUAGGUGUCUAAAUCAAGUGUGUUGUAUGAGUUUGGUUAAGGAUUUUUCACGCUAAUGUCUCUACAGAAAUAUAGCACAGUGGAAACUCAAAGCAGUUAACUGCUACUUUCAUAUAUGUAUUAAACUGUUUGAAAACAUUCACACACAUUGUGUCUGAACUCAUUUUUAAUAAAGAAAUCAUACCAUACAUAACAAUUGUUUUGUUCAAAUGAGCAUCUUUGUUUUUUUUAUAGUCACUUCAUUUGUCCACAGUUCUUGAUAUAGAUAUGAAUUUUUACAACAAUGUUUUGCGAUGUAUGAUCCUCAAGCAGUGCAGUUUGUCAUGGCUUUAUAUGGUCUAUAAUCUAAAAAGCACAUAAGUAGCAAUUUGUUUGGGCUAUAGUUCUACCACUUAUAUAACUUGCACUGAAUGACUCUUAUCCUGUUUAGUAUAAAGAAUAAAAAGUAAUGGCCUGUCAUUGGCUUUUAGGAACAUUGCAUCUUACCUUAACACUGAUAUUAUACACAGUGUCAGUUAUUGUGCCUAUAUUGCAUUACCUUUCAAACUGGUCGCAAAAAUGACUUUGAUGUUUUCGUUAUGCUUUGGGUCUUCAUUUACUGUAAACCACUUUAAAUUAGACCUUUGAUGCUGAUUGAUAUUCUCUAUACAUAGUCAUGUUGUAAUAAACACAAAAUAAGUGUUAUUCAGUUUAACUUUAAUUUAGGACAGUACGGCCCGGUUUCACAGACAAGGCUUAAGGCUAGUCCCAGAGUAAAAUGAAUGUGUGACCUGUUCUAGCACAAUAUAACUUGCCCAGAAAUAUCUUCAAAUAUAUCAGUGCCAUUGGUUUGUCUCGAGAUACACGCCAGUAAUGUAUUCUAAGGCGUUUUUAUAAAAGCGACAUAAAUAUCUCAAUUCAACUAAGGCAUAGUCCUGGCUUAAGCCAAGCCGUGUCUGUGAAACCGGGCCUACAUGUAUUUUACAGAUACGCAUUUAUCCGAUCUUUAAUUCAUCGAUCUGUGUGUGUCCUUUAUAAGUAUGUUUGUUCUCUGGAGAUGGAACCCAUGACGUUUGCACUAUUCUCAAUGCUCUAUCAAAUUAGCCUAAAAUUAAAACUGCAUUGUGUAGGUCAAGGGCCACAUCAGAAUGCCUUUAAGAGA